Plasmodium malariae is the source of this 774-nucleotide messenger RNA. Its product is annotated as Plasmodium exported protein, unknown function. The record is from RefSeq and is a predicted model, not a curated record. Lineage: Eukaryota; Apicomplexa; Aconoidasida; Haemosporida; Plasmodiidae. The coding region runs from base 1 to 774 and encodes 257 amino acids. The transcript is spliced from 2 exons.
AUGCAUGCAAUAGUAGAAAGUAUUGGGAUCCUCGUUUUUAUUAAAAUACUAACGUUUUCUUUUUUAAUUUGUAUAUGCCAUUAUUACAAUAAUGUGUCUAUGUGUGGUAAUUCAAUAGAUAAGAAGUACACACUAGAUGAAUUUUCGCGUAUAACAACUGAUAGAAUUCUAUCAAGGAGUUCAUUGGAUACAAAAUCAACUGACGUUACAUCAAAUGACAAGGGUGACACUAAAUUAAAGGAUGAAAAGAAAAACAUAUAUGAAAAUAGCGAAAUCCCUAAACCCGGAAGAGAAAAAGUAGAGGAAAUUUUGUUAGAAAAUGAGGGAAGGAAUAGAUUACCUAAGAGAAAAAAAACUAUUUUUACUAGAAUGGAUGAAUUUUUUGAGAAAAUGAUAUUCAGUCUUUUAGGUCCCAUAGAUAUAAUUAAAUAUAACUUGGAAAUUAAUAACAAGAUUGAAGGUAAAACGGUAAAUAGAAAGAUGGAUUUAGGAAUUUCGCCACCCUAUUUAGUUUUUUUGGCAGGAUUUGCACUCUUUAUAAUAUCGAUUGCUUUAGUUUCACAUUACGAUAAUGGAGAUGUAAAAACAAUGAUAGCAAAUUUAUCAAGUACACUAUACCAUGUAAUUUUAAUAUUUUUAAUAUCUGUGGUGGUUUUGAGCAUAUUUGGUUUUAUUUAUGUUUCUAUUAAAAAGGAAAAAUAUGAAAAAAUAAGGGCAAAUAAUUCUAAAAUUUGUUAUAAUAUUCUUAAUUACUUUUAUAAGAAAUACAUUUAA